UAAAUUGUCGGAGUGGCCGACUAUUCCGAGCAGCCAAUCAGAGCGCUGAGCGCGGUCACAUGACUCGGGCAGAGCGCUUCCUGCGGCGGUGCUAAACAGACUGGGGCCAUUUCAGCAUCGGACACUUACACUUCUCAGUAGUGGUGGAAGCAGCAGUCCCAGCAAUGGCCUCGGCUCCAGCUCCUAUACCGGGUUACAUCUCCAGUUCUCUGCAGAACAGCUCCAGCCAAAACGCAUCCAGGGAAAGUCUGAAAAUGGAGCUACUAGCAGAUGUUACCUUACUGCCAGGAGAAGAGCGAGUGAUAGACAAAGACCUCAUCUACAUGUGCCCGUUUAAUGGCGCGCUCAAAGGGAAAGUGUUCAUCACCAAUUACAGACUGUACUUCAAGAGCACUGACACGGAGGUCACGGUCACGCUGGAUGUGCCCCUUGGUGUCAUCAGCAGGGUAGAAAAGAUGGGCGGAGCCUCCAGCCGAGGGGAGAAUUCUUAUGGGCUGGACAUCACCUGCAAGGACAUGAGGAACUUGAGGUUUGCUCUGAAACAGGAGGGUCACAGUCGUAGAGACAUUUUUGGGGAGCUUUUUAAAUAUGCAUUCCCUCUCUCUCAUGGACUGCCCCUCUUUUCCUAUUUGAGUCAGGAGAAGUUCCAUGAAAACGGCUGGGAAGUUUACAAACCCAUGGAGGAAUACAGACGUCAGGGUUUGCCUAAUGAGAGAUGGAGGAUUUCUUUCAUGAACUCAAACUAUGAGCUGUGUGACACUUAUCCCACCAUCCUGGUCGUCCCAUUCGAAACUUCGGAUGAGGAUUUGCGGCGAGUGGCCACAUUCCGUUCCCGCUGUCGUAUACCGGUGCUGUCAUGGAUCCACAGGGAGAAGCAGGCGGUGAUUAUGCGCUGUAGUCAGCCCCUGGUAGGAAUGAGCGGCAAGCGCAAUAAAGACGACGAGCGCUACCUCGACAUCAUCCGGGAGGCCAACAACACGCCCAAACUCACCAUCUAUGACGCCAGGCCUAACGUUAAUGCUGUGGCCAACAAGGCCACAGGAGGCGGUUAUGAGGGUGACGACGCCUAUCAGAAUGCAGAACUGGUCUUCCUCGACAUCCACAACAUCCAUGUGAUGAGAGAGUCGUUAAAGAAGCUGAAGGAUAUUGUUUACCCCAAUGUGGAGGAGUCUCACUGGCUGUCCAGCCUGGAGUCCACUCACUGGCUGGAGCAUAUAAAGCUGGUGCUGUCAGGAGCAAUUCAGGUAGCAGAUAAAGUGUGUUCGGGCAGCUCGGUGGUGGUGCACUGCAGUGACGGCUGGGACCGCACGGCUCAGCUCACCUCUCUGGCCAUGCUGAUGCUGGACUCACACUACCGCACACUCGGGGGCUUCCAGGUGCUCAUCGAGAAGGAGUGGAUCAGCUUCGGACACAAGUUCGCCUCGAGAAUCGGCCACGGAGACAAAAACCACGCAGAUCAGGACCGGUCGCCUAUAUUCUUACAGUUCAUAGACUGUGUGUGGCAGAUGACCAAACAGUUCCCGACAGCCUUCGAGUUCAACGAGAAUCUUCUCAUAACGAUCCUGGAUCACUUGUACAGCUGUCGCUUUGGCACGUUCCUCUACAACUGCGAGAACGUCCGUGAAAACCUUAAGGUCCGGUCUAAGACUGUGUCUCUUUGGUCUAUGAUAAACAGCGAGGUGUCGUCCUACGUGAACCCGUUUUUCACGCACGAGUCCAGCCGCGUGCUUUACCCCGUGGCCAGCAUGCGCCACCUAGAGCUCUGGGUGAAUUACUAUAUCCGCUGGAACCCUCGCAUACGGCACCAGCAAAGCCCGGUUGAGCAGCGCUACAAGGAGCUCUUGGCACUCCGUGAUCAGUACCUGAAGAAACUGGAGGAACUGCAUCUCUCUGACUCAUCCCCUUCCUCAACCCACCUGACUAACAGCUCCACCCCGAAUGCUGCCUCUCCCAAUCAGCACCUCACUCACCUGCAGACUCCUUUCUGAUGUUUCAGACACGCCCACUCAACACGCAGGACGUUUUUUUUGUACAUAGCAAUAGUAAUAAUUAUAACGCUGUUAGUAGUGAUGUCAGCGAUAACCAGUAACGGAAAAAAAUAUGCGAUUAUGCAAUAAUGUCACAGCACGGCCUUCAUAGCGCUAAAGUCAGUCAGGGGGGAACUAGAAGCCUUAAAGACGCAGCGGUAUGGUGGGGUUUUUUUUUUGUGAGUGAGUGAGGGAGUGUGUGUUGCUGGCAAUAGCUCUUUCCUGAACUGUGCAUACAGUGAAGAAAAUUCUUGAAGGAUCAUAAAUGUGAUGUUUGUCUAUAAUGGUUAAGGCCGUAAGUGUGUGAAAUGGAUUUUGGAAAAGAGAAAAAAGUCUAGUGAUAACAACAGGGUAUUAGUACAAGUCAUUUUCAUGUAAGAGAGGUUGUAUGUUUUGUACGGUUAAUUUCUCACUGGCGUAACUGCCUGUUCAGGAAGAGCUAUUCAAUUCAGUCAUAUAUCAUCCAGAAGUCGUGAAUCGUCUGCGUCGUAGACCCGGUCGAAUUUGUGACAAGAUCUCAAAAGUGUUUGACCACAUAGCGUUUGUCUUGAUUUAAGCGGACAUUAGGUGAGUGUUGUUUUACAUUUCAAGCAUUCAGGGUAUUGUUUGCUCAGAAUUGACACGUGCGGGCUGCGAGGGAAAAUGUCCUAAAAUACUUUGGAUGCGCUUCGAAUGCAGAACCAGGGUUUUGGGGCUACAAAAGACCAGUUCUGUGCCUUUUUCUAUCUGAGGUGUUCUGCAACCUCGAGUAGACAUUUUAUAAGCAAAACGAUUGUUUUUCUGCAGGCGGCAUCGUUGGCAAUGAAGGAGAAAUUUCUUCCGGCUUCCAUUUCUGAUCUACAGGGUCACACUCUAGUCACCGUGCACUAGUGACGUUGGGCUACCUUUUGAAUAUACAUAAAGUACAAUCGCCACGGAGUCUUCAGCUCACGUUUAGGUUACUUCUCGUGGACAGAUGCUGCAUAGUCCAUUAGAGCUGAAUUGAAAGCAAGGGAUUUGGGAGAAGCUGCCCUUUUGAGCUACUCCAGAGUCAGUACUAUUCCUGACAUGAAAACUGAACGAAUGUAGGAGCAGCUCAUCAGGGCACCUGGGUGCCAUAACUAAUGCUGCCUCAGAAGAGCUGACCUUCUGAAGUCUUUGGCCUCAAUGAGGAGAUGAAGUUUAAACCAUAUUGUGAAAAGAAGAAAAGAAAAAUAAGCAAACGGAGGGGAAGAAUCUAUUUUUUACUUUGUACAAGCACCAUAAUGAUGUAAUUACCUCAACAAAAGCCUAUUUUACUGUUGAAACUUCUAUUGUAAAAUAUAAUUAUUUUAUUCAGUGUAAAAUUUGACAGUUUUAUAUAAAAAAAAAGGAGAGUAUUAAGGAUCUGUUUUGAUUGGUUGAGCUGUUGGUAAUCAGUUAAUGUCAUAUUUCUUUCCUGGGCAUUUAGAUUUGCUUUGUACCAUUUAUAGAGAUGUGAGAACAAUGUCAGACUUUUGUUUAACUCAUUCUCAAUCUAUUUGCUGUGAGUGUAAAACUGAGUGAAGGAGUGUAUGUUUUUUUUUUUUGGAAUGGGAGUAUUAUCUGACAUCUUUGGCCUUUAGGGAUUAAUUUUCUUUUUCUGGUUUGUUCUCCCUCAUGUAUACUCCACUGUUUGAUGACCGCCUCUUGUUCUGUAAAUAAUGCUGAUUAAAUUAAUUUAAAGAUUUUUACACGCCUAAA
Silurus meridionalis is the source of this 3728-nucleotide messenger RNA. It is a transcript of the gene mtm1, whose product is annotated as myotubularin 1. Lineage: Eukaryota; Metazoa; Chordata; Actinopteri; Siluriformes; Siluridae. Gene Ontology annotation, biological process: dephosphorylation; negative regulation of autophagosome assembly; muscle cell cellular homeostasis. Gene Ontology annotation, molecular function: phosphatidylinositol-3,5-bisphosphate 3-phosphatase activity. The coding region runs from base 165 to 1988 and encodes 607 amino acids. The record is from RefSeq and is a predicted model, not a curated record. Gene Ontology annotation, cellular component: plasma membrane. The transcript has 15 exons.